Tilletiaria anomala UBC 951 is the source of this 680-nucleotide messenger RNA. RefSeq lists its product as uncharacterized. The transcript is spliced from 3 exons. The record is from RefSeq and is a predicted model, not a curated record. The coding region runs from base 102 to 311 and encodes 69 amino acids. NCBI's taxonomy places the organism in Eukaryota, Fungi, Basidiomycota, Exobasidiomycetes, Georgefischeriales, Tilletiariaceae.
GUCUUGGACAUCCAAAUAUGAAGAUGUGGGAGGUGGUCGUUAACCGAGCUGGAGGAGCGGGUUAAUAGUACACGGUGCAGAGAGCGCUCGUAGGAUGCGACAUGGUGCGCAAUUUCAUUCAGAUGGGCUACACACGCGCAAGGAAAUACGCCAACAGCCUAGGCGCGCAAGUUGGAGACGAUCGCUCCGUGGAAAGCGUUUCGGGACCCGGAGCAGCUGUCGGCGCUGGCGUCGUGGGAUGCGGACAAGCUCAGAAAAGGGUUAUGGUCCCAGGAUCCGACGGUGGACGCAGAACCGUGCUAAGCGUGUGAUAUAGGCUCCAUACUCGGUGUGGUCUCCGCGAUUGAUGGCAAGACGUACGAGUAUUUUUGCUUGGGACUGCGCCAUCAGUACAAGAAGGGUUGGGGUUUGCAGCGCAUCGAUGAUGCGGGCCGUUCGCAUGUUUCAAUAGAGUCUUGCUUUUCCGGCCUGGGCUUCAUGCAACCCAUCGACAAGAGUUAGCGGUCGCCAGCUGUAGCAAGCCUCUCGAGAAUAGCGAUGAAAGAGUGGUGAAGGAAUUGAGAAGCAAUCUUCCGGGACAGUCAGCCAUAUUCUUCUCUGCCUCAGCGGCUCCGGAUCGAAGUUGGCCAGAGGUUCUCUCCCAUCAGACGCAUGCAGGCUGUCCACCUGCCCAUUGCGCU